Rhizophagus irregularis DAOM 181602=DAOM 197198 is the source of this 318-nucleotide messenger RNA. The record is from RefSeq and is a predicted model, not a curated record. Lineage: Eukaryota; Fungi; Glomeromycota; Glomeromycetes; Glomerales; Glomeraceae.
AUGUUUGCUAGAAUGAUCAUCGCGAUGAUUGUAUGCAGUAAUCCCGCACCCGUGAUAAGCUAUUUAAAUGGUUUAAGACUGUAUGGCAAAUUACUAAAAGAUCAAUGUGUACAAAACUUUUUAGAUAAUUGGUAUAUUUCACCAUUACAAUUUGAUUUAGAAAGUGAUAAAGAUGAGCAAGUUAACAUAAAAUUAAAUGUAGGAGAUGUUGUAAAUGUAUUAGAAGAUAUUACACCACUUGGAAAUAUAUCUCAAGAUGCUACUGAUAUGGUUACAAGAGUAUCUUAUUUACGAAUUAUAGCAAUAAUUUUACAUUAA